UGGACGAAAAAAAAAGAAGUUUUAUGCGAAGUGAGGUAACUUCGCAGAAACAGCGCGAGUCUGUUGAACACAUAAACACCGAUUUAACAGUGUCCCUUUUGUAAGGAUUACUUACAGCUGUAGCUAUGACGCCAUCUCGGAGUAGUGCCACGGGCGGAGUUCUUCCAGUAAGCAAAGUGAAAUAUUCCAGAUUGGCUGAUAGCGAUGAAGGCUACAUCGAUCUGCAGUUUAAGAAAAGUCCACCCAAAGUUCCGUACAAGGCUAUCGCGCUGGCGACGUUCCUCUUCGUCAUCGGAGCUCUGCUGAUUAUAGUCGGUUCCCUGCUUUUGACGGGACACAUAACUGUCACCAACCCGGAUCGCACGGUUCCAGUCCUUAUCAUCGGAGUGCUGGUGUUUCUUCCUGGAUUCUACCACUUGCGGAUUGCUUAUUACGCCUCCAAGGGUUACCGCGGUUACUCCUAUGAUGACAUUCCGGAUUUCGAUGACUGAUUUCAUCGUUGAUCAGACAAUCUCCUGAAUUAGCCAAUCAGCAAGCGGCAUGGGAGGCCUUCCUCUGCCCCCUGUACGUGUGUGUU
This is a messenger RNA of Chanos chanos (milkfish), 577 nucleotides long. It is a transcript of the gene tmem230a, whose product is annotated as transmembrane protein 230a. Gene Ontology annotation, biological process: synaptic vesicle transport. The coding region runs from base 126 to 491 and encodes 121 amino acids. The transcript is spliced from 4 exons. Gene Ontology annotation, cellular component: synaptic vesicle; endomembrane system. Lineage: Eukaryota; Metazoa; Chordata; Actinopteri; Gonorynchiformes; Chanidae. The record is from RefSeq and is a predicted model, not a curated record.